CCUUCGAUUAUUACGUUCGGCACCCGACUACCCUCUUGGGUGUGUAGAUAAUAUUACGUUAGCGUAGUAAUUUUUAUUAUUUAAAAGGAUGUAUACUCAAAUCAUUCACAUACACCGAUGUUUCACAGCCAUUGUUCUGGUGAAGAGAAAAAUAUGCUAUCGCGCUCACUUCAAUCGCGAAUAAGCCGACGUCGCGGUUAAAACACGCAACUUCCUGCACCCUGCACCGGAUCGUCUACAACGCGAAAUCGUACGCCGCGGCAGUGUGAAUACACUGCAGUUAUCUAUGUGAUUCGAUAAACGAUUGUUGUAGUAUUGUCCUUCAAAGGCAAAUUUUUUAAGGAAUGAUCAUAUACUUGUUAGAUAUCUCAAUAGUUUUGAUGAGUAUUUUACAAGGUACAUCGUGUAUAAAUUGCUUUAAAUGUUCAUCUUUGAAUGGAAGUAAUAAAAAUUGUGAAGACCCAUUUAACCCAGCAAUGUCCACAUACAUAGAAAAGUGCAUGGUUCCAAAAAGAGGUCAUAUAGGAAUGUUUCCAGCAAAUUUUUGUACUAAAAUCGUUGGAACAAAUACGAAAACCUCUGAAAUGAUGGUCAUCAGACAAUGUGCCAUGAAAACUAUGGACUCUCAGUGCGGUAAAUUCAAAUACCAAGAUCAUACCAUGGAUGGUUGUAUUCUCACCUGUGAUUUCGACGGGUGUAAUUCAGGACAAAAUAAUAAGCCUAACAAUGUGUUACAAAUUACGCUUUCUGCGCUGCUAUUAAUAAUAAUAUCGUACUAUAUCAACAAAACUAUUGAAUGUUUUCAAAUUACUUAGAAUAACUAUUUGACAAAAACUCAAAUAUUUAGCUUUUCAAUGUAUAUUUUAUAAUUUAUUGUUAAGUAAU
Molecule: messenger RNA, 885 nt
Organism: Melanaphis sacchari
Lineage: Eukaryota; Metazoa; Arthropoda; Insecta; Hemiptera; Aphididae
Exons: 4
Coding region: 345-815 (156 amino acids)
Biological process (GO): sleep; positive regulation of voltage-gated potassium channel activity; regulation of synaptic transmission, cholinergic
Source: RefSeq, a predicted model, not a curated record